Cajanus cajan (pigeon pea) is the source of this 765-nucleotide messenger RNA. RefSeq names its product protein neprosin. The record is from RefSeq and is a predicted model, not a curated record. NCBI's taxonomy places the organism in Eukaryota, Viridiplantae, Streptophyta, Magnoliopsida, Fabales, Fabaceae.
AUGGGAACCACAAUCUUCAUUCUCUUGGGGUUGGUAGUUACUGUUCACAGUUUGUUGAACCAUGGUGGCUCAAGACACAAGAUUUUGGAAGUUGAGAGAAAAUUAAAGCAUCUUAGAAGACAUUCCUUAAAAACUAUUCAGAGUGAAGAUGGGGAUAUCAUUGAUUGCAUUGACAUUAAUAAGCAACCAGCCUUUGAUCAUCCAGCAUUGAAAGGUCACAAAAUCCAGAUGGCUCCCACUUAUGAUUCAGCUAAGGAGGACACAACAGUAGGGACCAGAACUACCAGAACUAGAAAUAAUGCAAAGAUCAGUGGCAAAAGCAAAAUGAUGAAGGAAAGGGUUGAAGAGUCAUCUCUGAUUGUGACUUCACAAGUGUGGCAGAAAAGUGGAAGAUGUCCAGAGGGAACAAUACCUGUUCGAAGAAUACAAAAGAAAGAGGUGCUCAAGGCUCAAUCAAUUGAAGACUAUGGAAGGAAGAAGCCAAGCUUCUCUCACCAACCUGUUGGUCAACUCAAUAAGAAUCUCGAUUCCUUUGUACAACUUAAAAACCACUCUAAGGCAAUAUUGUUUACAAUAGGGUACCGCUACUUGGGAGCAAAAGGAGAUAUUAAAGUGUGCAACCCUUUUGUUGAAAAGGACGAUGAGUACAGCAUUUCUCAAGUAGCUCUCUUAACAGGGCCAUACAAUGACUUUGAGUGCGUUCAAGCUGGAUGGGCAGUAAGAAGUCCCUUCUACUUUCUUCUUCUUUCAUGCAUCACAAUAUAA